AUGGCUGAGUUCUCUAUUGGAGUGGAAUACUGUGGGCUUCCGAAAUGCUGUGCUAAAUGCCAGGAUUUCGGGCAGGACUGUGCAACACCGGAGCCAGGGGUGCAGACAAAGCAGGUUUGGAGAGUUAAGCAGGCUCAUGUGGUUGUUCUGGACAAAGUUGCAGAAGGUGAGGGGGUCAAGGUGGCUGCAGUGGCAAAAAUGGAUAAAGGGAAAGAAGUUGUGGUUGAUGCUACCCCUCCAGUAACUCCAAGUGCCUUACCUACUCAGGAGGAAUUUAACAAAGUCAUCAAUGGAGUUAAACCCAAACCUAAGAAAAAUGCUACGCCUGUUCUUCAUUCAAAUGCUUUUGAGGUGUUGUGUGGUAGCAGGAUGAUCAGUGUGCAGCCUCCACCAAAGAAGACAACUAGGGAGGGCUUACGCAGUCAGGGAGGAGCCACUAAGGUGGUGAAAUCUUGA
Linum trigynum is the source of this 456-nucleotide messenger RNA. NCBI's taxonomy places the organism in Eukaryota, Viridiplantae, Streptophyta, Magnoliopsida, Malpighiales, Linaceae. The record is from the annotation of a GenBank genome assembly.